AAUAAAACUAGCAUGAGAGCUCUGCAGACCGGAAACGGGGUUACGACGACUAAUUGUGGCACGUUAGCCUAAUUAAGCCUGAUUAAUUCGGCGUCUAUAUCAAUUUAAAAGCUAUAAGCAACAUUUAAUAUAUAUGAUAAGUAUAUAUAAGCAUUUUAUUUAGUAAUAGUAGUAUAUAUUGUAGCCACGUUUAAUCUUUAUUCAUUUAUUUAUUUAUUUAUUUAUCUUACAUUAUUUGUUAGCCUUACUGAAAUGUUGUGGGGUGCGUUAGAAAUCGGUGCAUCGAGUCACAAAGCUCUAUAUUUAAACCACGCAGUACCAGCUCAGUACAACACGGAUUGCGACGCACCCUAAAAAAAACGCCUCAUCUUUCUAUACACCAGUAGAAACGUUUAGGUGUUUAAUAAACGAAAGCAAAAAUGGACCCGAAUAGGCCACCAUUUCAAGCAGGAUUCCCCGGCGUUCCACAUGUUCCCGUGGCACGGGGUCGAGGCUUACUCGCAGAUGAACACUCCCCAGGACGAGCCAGAGGUUUGACAGCGAGCGAGCUCUCUGUGGGGCGAGCUCGGGGUUUGGCUGUAUCUACAGGAGAGCCCUCGGUAGGCCGAGCUCGAAGCCUGGCUCAGUUUGCGGACGAGCCGUCUGUGGAGCGAGCCAGAGGUUUAUCCGUGAUGGCUGGUGAACCUUCUGUUGGUCCUUCUCAAGGUGCUCCUGUAGCUCCAGCAGAAGCUAUGGCUGGGAGAGGUAGAGGUCAGACAUCCACCACGUUGUUUCCUUAUGGCAGAGGAAGCCCGGUGUUAGGCAGUGUCGAGCCUGUCAGUGUGCCGCAUGGAGAGGAGGAGGAGAAGAAGGAGGAAGGGGGCAGCAGAGGGUUUGGAAGAGCCAGAGGGUUUCUUCACACAUCUAAGGAACCUGCAGUGGGAAAAGGAAGAAGCAUGUCACUGUUCGGUAAAGAGUACGAGCCUCUGGGUGAACGCGAACACGUGGAAAGAAUGAUGGCUGACGUUCCAGGUCCAGGCUCGUCUCUGCUGUCCAUGUUCAGAGGAAUGGGCAUUGAACCGGCUAGGACAUGCGGCAGAGGAACCACAGCUUUGGGACGAGAUGCAUUGGGUGCCUACAGAGAAGAUGCUCAGCUGCUUGUGCCUCCUGUUGUAUCUGAGGGAGCUUCAGGCUACAGCGGCAGUGUUGCAGGGAGAGGACCGCUCGAAGUCGAAAAAGCUGCAGGGUUUCCAGUGGGUCGAGGUUCCGGGGCCCCGCUUUUACCCCUGAUCACGAAAGAUACCCCCGUGACCCCUGAAAUCUGCGCUCCGAAAGCAGAGUUGAAGAUGGAGGAAAAAAGCGAGCCGCUGAAGAAAGUAGGAACGAAGGGAGAUCCCGUCUCGGUCGGAUCGAACCACAUCCCCAUCCGGUGCAAGAACGAAGCAGUGUACCAGUAUCACGUCACCUUUACGCCAAACGUGGAGUCAGUCAGCAUGCGCUUCGGGAUGAUGAAAGAGCAUCGGGCAACUACAGGAGACGUCGUGGCCUUUGACGGUUCCAUCCUUUAUCUACCAAAACGCCUGGGGGAGGUUGUUCAUCUGAAAGCUGAGAGGAAAAGUGACAAUGAGGAGAUUGAUCUUAAAAUCCAGAUGACUAAAAUCCUGCCCCCGCAUUCUGACCUGUGUAUCCCGUUCUACAAUGUGGUCCUGCGCAGAGUGAUGAAGAUUUUGGGGCUGAAUCUGAUUGGCAGGAAUCAUUAUGAUCCCAAAAGUGCAGUUGUUCUCACCAAGCACAGGCUGCAGGUGUGGCCCGGUUAUUCCACCUGUAUAAAACACACAGAUGGAGGUCUGUACCUGGUGGUGGACGUUUCACACAAAGUGCUGAGGAGCGAUUCAGUCCUGGACAUCAUGAACAUGAUCUACCAGGAGCGUCGUGAGAGCUUCCAGAUCGAGUGCACCAAAGAGAUAAUCGGCUCCAUGGUCAUCACUCGCUACAACAACCGAACCUACCGCAUCGACGACAUCGAGUGGUCCAAAUCCCCCAAAGAUUCCUUCACCAUGUCGGACGGCACCGAGAUCAGCUUCAUCGAAUACUACAGAAAAAACUACGGCAUCAGCGUGAAGGAACUGGAUCAGCCCUUGUUGGUCCAUCGGCCGAAGGAAAAGGCCAAUCCUGGGGGAAAGCAGGUUAUAACGGGCGAGAUCCUGCUGCUGCCGGAGCUCUCCUUCAUCACCGGGAUACCUGAGAAAUUGAAGAAAGAUAACAGAAAUAUGAAGGACUUGACGGCGCACAUUAAUGUGAGCGUGGAGCAGCACACACACUCUCUCAAGCAGCUUCUAAGCAACAUCAGCACCAAUCAGGAGGCAGUGAGAGAGCUGGAACGCUGGGGUCUCCAGAUCAGCUCCGAUAUACUGGUGACUCAGGGAAGAACUUUGCCCAUGGAGACCAUUUGCCUGCAGUCUGCCACAUUCGUCACCUCUCAGUCUGUCGAUUGGUCGAGAGAGGUGGUCAAAGACUCGUCUAUCAGCUGUAUCCCUCUGUACUGCUGGGUGAUUUUUUACCCUCGUAGGGCUGCAUCUCAGGCAGAGGAGCUGGUGACGAUGUUCCAGAAGGUCGCCGGGCCGAUGGGGAUCAGGCUGGACCGUCCGAUGUACGUGGAGCUCCGUGACGAUCGCACCGAGACCUACAUCAAGAGCAUCCACUCCCAGCUGAACAGCGAGCCCAACGUGCAGCUGGUGGUUUGCCUCCUGAUUGGGAACAGAGACGACCUCUACAGCGCUAUUAAAAAGCUCUGCUGCGUCCAGAGUCCGUGUCCCUCGCAGGCGAUCAACGUCCGGACCAUCUCGCAGCCGAAGAAGCUCCGUAGCAUCGCACAGAAGAUCCUCCUGCAGAUGAACUGCAAACUGGGAGGAGAACUUUGGACGGUCAACGUUCCCCUGAAACACUUGAUGGUGGUCGGCGUGGACGUCCAUCACAACAGCAGCAAGAAAAUCCAGUCUGUGAUGGGGUUUGUGGCGAGUCUGAACAGCCUGAUGACAAAGUGGUACUCCAGAGUCACGUUCCAGAUGACCAACGAGGAGAUCAUUAGCGGCUUCCGAGUGUGUUUUCUCGCCGCCCUGCAGAAAUACUACGAGGUGAACCACAGCUUCCCCGAGAAGAUCGUAGUGUACCGUGACGGCGUUUCAGACGGCGAGCUGAAGGCCGUGGAGCUGUACGAGAUCCCGCAGGUCCUCAACUGUUUCAAGACCUUCCCCAACUACGAGCCGAAGCUGGCCUUCAUCGUCGUGCAGAAGAGGAUCAACACCACUCUGUACUCAUACGGAGGGGAUCGGUUCGGAACGCCUCCGCCAGGAACCGUGCUCGAUCACACCGUCACACACACAGACUGGAUGGAUUUCUACCUAAUGGCUCACUCGAUUCGUCAAGGCUGUGGAUUCCCGACACACUACGUUACUGUGUACAACACUGCAAACCUUACAGUGGAUCAUCUCCAGAGGUUGACCUUUAAGAUGUGCCACUUGUACUGGAAUUGGCCCGGGACGAUCCGCGUGCCAGCGCCAUGCAAGUACGCGCACAAACUGGCGUUCCUGUCAGCGCAGUACCUCCACUCCGAACCCGCCAUCCAGCUGUGCGACAAACUCUACUUCCUCUAAGGCCGAGGGUUUUCUGAUGUUCUUUUGCUUUAUCAGCACUUUUCAUUAAGUUUUACAAGUUUCAGUUGCAUUUAAAAAGUUGUGUUCAGUUCGUUCUGCAGGUGAAUAAAAAUCGGUUCGCACA
This is a messenger RNA of Tachysurus fulvidraco (yellow catfish), 3756 nucleotides long. It is a transcript of the gene piwil2, whose product is annotated as piwi-like RNA-mediated gene silencing 2. Gene Ontology annotation, cellular component: P granule. The coding region runs from base 420 to 3632 and encodes 1070 amino acids. The transcript has 23 exons. Gene Ontology annotation, biological process: regulatory ncRNA-mediated gene silencing. Lineage: Eukaryota; Metazoa; Chordata; Actinopteri; Siluriformes; Bagridae. Gene Ontology annotation, molecular function: protein binding; piRNA binding. The record is from RefSeq and is a predicted model, not a curated record.